This is a messenger RNA of Eubalaena glacialis (North Atlantic right whale), 469 nucleotides long. RefSeq names its product protein FAM136A-like. The record is from RefSeq and is a predicted model, not a curated record. Gene Ontology annotation, cellular component: cytoplasm. The transcript has a single exon. The coding region runs from base 1 to 417 and encodes 138 amino acids. Lineage: Eukaryota; Metazoa; Chordata; Mammalia; Artiodactyla; Balaenidae.
AUGGCGGAGCUGCAGCAGCUCCAGGCACAGGAGGCGGUGGACUCUAUGAUGAAGAGUCUGGAGAGAGAGAACAUCUGGAAGAUGCAGGGCCUCAUGUACCGGUGCAGCGCCGGCUGUUGUGAGGAUAGCCAGGCCUCCAUGCAGCAAGUGCACCAGUGCAUUGUGUGCUGCCAUGCACCUCUGGCUCAAGCCCAGGCCCUGGUGACCAGCGAGCUGGAGAAGUUCCAGGACAGCCUGGCCCGGUGCACUAUGCAUUGCAACGACAAAGCCAAAGAUUCAAUAGAUGCAGGGAGUAAAGAGCUUCAGGUGAAGCGGCAGCUGGAGAGCUGUGUGACCAAGUGUGUGGAUGACCACAUGAACCUCACCCCAACCAUGACCAAGAAGAUGAAGGAGUCUCUCUCAUCCAUUGGGAAAUAGAUGUCUGCUAUUGGCCAUCGGGGCUGAAGGCAGGAAUCUGUUUAAAAAGAGG